This is a messenger RNA of Porites lobata, 2292 nucleotides long. Lineage: Eukaryota; Metazoa; Cnidaria; Anthozoa; Scleractinia; Poritidae. The record is from the annotation of a GenBank genome assembly.
AUGGAAAAACAGCGGACAAAGGUUAAAUUUGCCGACGAAAUGCCGAAUUCGGCAGACUUACAAUGCCCAAGUUGUCAAAAAAGGUUUGUUUCACCCCUCCUUUUGCCUUGCUUGCACACAUUGUGCAAAAAAUGCAUCGACGCUGAGAAGAUUUCUCCGAGAAAUGGUAAGUUACCGCGUUGUCCAAUAUGCCCACAACCGCUAGAUUUACGGAAAGAAUUUCCAGCCAAUUUUGUGGCGAGCAACUUGGUUAACUUGGCAGCUGUACAUGAAAACUCUUCCUUGGUUUUUGUUUGCGACAGUUGCGAAACGGAAGGAGAAAAGGUUACAACUCGGUGCAAUCGUUGCCACUUGUUUCUUUGCGAGUUUUGUUCAACGGCUCAUCGAAGAAUGAGCGCAACGAAAUUGCAUCAGCUACAACCAGUCGACGAGCUCAGAGCAGUGCUUUACAAAGGGUAUCAUAAUUCAAGAACCUCGUUUUGCCUGGAACACUUAUCUGAGAAGCUUUGUUUUUACUGCCAGACUUGCGAUAAGGCAAUUUGUCAUCAAUGUACGCUGACUUCACACGAGCGGCACGAGUACCGUGAUGUCGACAAGGUCGCAAAAACGUUUAAGGUAAAUAUGGUAAAUCUUGCAGAGCAAAUCAAAGGAAAACGUGCUCAGCUGAAAGAACAAUUAAAUCUUUUGGAAGAAGAUAUUUCAAAGUUGGAAAAUCGCAAGAGCAGUAUUCGCGCCAGAAUUGAAGAAUAUUUUCAACGGUUAAUCGAGGAGCUGAAGAAUCGCAUGAAUGAACUUGUUAAUGAAGCUGAGUUACUUUGUAAAACAAAGCUUGAUCUUUUGUUCUCAAAACAAGAGAAACUUCAUCAAAAUUUGCGGCACGCAAACAGCUGCUGUCUGUUCACGGAAGGCGCUGUGAAGCAGGGGAGUGAACUUGAAAUACUAAGCAUUGGACAAGUUGUCAUUAAACGACUUAUUUCUCUUGUUGAAGAAAUAGAGGAAUCAAUUAAGACUGAUUCAACUGAUGAAGAAUUUAACUCCAUUCAAUUUGUUGGAGAAAGCGAAAAAAUCAUAAACGAUAUCAGCCACUUAGGUCACGUCAAAGAGCAAUCUUCUAGCACGCCAUGCGAGCCUACAUUGUGCACUCUGUCCGCUUCUAAGCAACACCAACACAUUAUCACCGGAGAAGUCAAUCGGAUGUCGUUGACAGCUGUCAGUGUUCAUGGAAAGAGACAGCAAAGGGGCGGAGACAAAGUAAAGCUCUCCUUCUCAUUGGCUGGAUCUCGUGUGACACCUGACAACGCUGGAUUUAAAUACGGUUGUCAAGACAACAAGGACGGGACCUACGACCUGGCAUAUGUUAUUACGAAGCCAGACACAUACUGGUUGCACGUUAGUAUAAAUGGGGGCCCUGUGGCCGACAGCCCUGUUACUGUCACAGUCAGACCAAGAGACUGGAUAGGUAGCCAUCUUAUGUUGCGUAGCGAGGACUGUGGGGGUUUUUCUCAUCCUUACAGUGUUCUCGUAGACUCCCAUGACCACGUGCUCGUGGCUGAUUCUCAUAAUCACCGAAUCAAAAUACUUUCUAUAAAAGGAGAAAUCCUCAAAACGUUCGGUUCGCAAGGAACCAUCCAAGGACAGUUUAACUUCCCCUACUGCUUAGCCCUGAGUCGAAGAGGAAAUCUUAUUGUAGUUUCUGAUGGCCAGAAUCAUCGAAUACAAAUUGUCACACCGUCAGGAAAACUGGCGAAAGUAUUCGGUGGUUUUGGUGACGACGUUGGAAGGUUGAACCACCCGCAUGGCGUAGCCAUCGACGGCGAUGACCGCAUUUACGUUGCUGAUUCCGGAAACAGCAGAAUUCAAAUCUUCUCUCCCGAGGGUAUCCCCGUGGGGAUGAUCGUGUCCAAGGGUAUGGCAUGCCCCUGGGGAGUAACCAUAUGUAGAACUGGUCGCAUAGCAGUAACAGACUACAAUAACCAUAGAGUGUAUGUUUUCAACAAGGAUGGCUCACUCGGCUUUCAUUUCGGAUCUAGAGGAGAUGAAGACGGGUUGCUUAACAACCCCGCGGGUAUAACCGUUGAUGACCAGGGGCAAUUUGUGAUCGCGGAUAGAAGUAACCAUAGGGUACAGAUCUUUCAACAAAACGGAACUUUUGUAACAAAAUUCGGAGGAAAAGGGCAAGGAGAUGGUUUGAUGAGAUUUCCUGCUGGAGUAGCAGUAGAUAAAAGUGGACAUCUUUACGUUGCAGAUACAUUCAACGACCGAAUACAAGUAUUUUCUUUAGCAGCAGUAUAG